CCAGGACUGAGCACAGCAGAUGGCACGUUGGGUGCAGCACUACUCUGAGUUGUAUUCUAGAGAAAAUGUGGUAACUGAAGAAGCAUUAAAUAACAUUGAGUGCCUGCCUGUCUUGGAGGAGCUUGACAGUGAACCAACUUCAGAAGAACUAAAUGCGGCCCUGGAUUCCCUUGCCUCUGGCAAUGCACCCAGGAAAGAAAACAUCCCUGCCGAAGUUCUGAAGUGCUGCAAAGAGAACAUCCUCACUGAACUGCAUGAAAUCUUCUGUCUUUGUUGGAGGGAAAGUGGAGUAUCACAGGACAUGAAAGAUGCAAAUAUCGUCACACUAUACAAGAGCAAAGGCGAUGGGUGACUGUAACAACUACUGCGGCACUCUCUUCUUAGUGUUGUAGGGAAGCUGCUUGCCUGUGUUGUACUAAAGAGGCUCCAGGUGCUUGCAGAGAGAGUCUAUCCAGAAUCACAGUGUGGAUUUCGAGCCAACAGAUCCACUACUGACAUGGUAUUUUCCUGCAGUUGCAGGAAAAAUUCAGGGAACAAAGACAGCCACUUUUCGUAGCCUUCAUAAAUCUUACGAAGGCAUUUGACUUGGUUAGCAGGGACAGUCUUUAUAAAAUUCUCCCCAAGAUUGGAUGUCCACCUCAGCUCCUCAACAUCAUCAGGUCCUUUCAUGUGGAAAUGAAGGGCACUGUAGUUUUUGAUGGCUUAACAUCAGAUUCCUUUGAUAUUCGAAGUGGAGCGAAGCAGGGCUGUGUCCUCACACCAACUUUUUUUGGAAUCUUUUUUGCUGUCAUGCUGAAACAUGCUUUUGGCACUGCAACAGAGAGUAUUUACCUCCAGACCAGAUCAGACGGAAAACUCUUUAAUCUCUCUAGAUUGAGAGCAAAGUCUAAAGUCCAGCUGAAAUGCUUACGGGAUUUCCUCUUCGCUGACGAUGCUGCUGUUACUGCUCACUCUGUCAAAGAUCUUCAACAAUUUAUGGACUGUUUUAGCUAGGCCUGCCAAGACUUUGGACUAAUAAUCAGCCUGAAAAAAACACAAGUCAUGGGUCAGGAUUUGGAUUCACCUCCCUGUAUUACAAUCUCUACACAAGAACUGGAGGUCAUCCGUGACUUUGUUUAUCUCAGCUCAACUAUCUCUGACACUCUCUCUUUAGAUACUGAACUGAAUAAACAUAUUGGUAAAGCGGCCACCACAUUUUCCAGACUUACAAAGAGGGUAUGGCUUAAUAAGAAGCUGACGGAACAUACAAAGAUCCAGGUCUAUAGAGCCUGCAUCUUGAGCACACUCUUGUUCUGCAGUGAGUCUCCGAUGUAUUCUUGGCAUUACCUGGCAGGACAAAGUUCCAAAUAGUGCAGUCUUGGAACGUGCUGGAAUUUCUAGCAUGUAUGCACUACUGAAACAACGACAUCUACGCUGGCUUGGGCAUGUUGUGAGAAUGGCUGAUGGUCGAAUUCUGAAAGAUCUCCUCAGAGGAGACCACAGUUGUGAUAUAAGGAUAUCUGCAAGAGGGACCUAAAGGCCCUGGGAAUGGACAUUAACAACUCCAAUUGUUCAGCUUGGAGCCUAAAGAUGCAGCAUGGCCUUCUCCAAUUCGAAGAGACAUUUGUUCGGCAGGCUGAGGCAAAGAGGCAGUUCUGGAACCAGCGAAAUCUGGGGGCUGGGCAGGGGACAGAUGUAUCUGCCCUCAGUGUGGAAGGGAUUGCCACUCUCAAAUUGGCCUUUUUAGUCACACUAGAUGCUGUUUUAGGAUUUCUUUCCAGAGCAUGAUACCAUAGUCUUUUGAGAUUGAAGGAUGCCAAUACAAUGUAAAUGUAUUAAAUCAGGUGUCGUCCUUUAGAGCGACCUUAAAAGCAGCUGCUGUGGCCCCAUCCACAGGAGGUUUUUCUUUUCCCUGUGCUCUCAUGGUCACAUGGGCUGCCAGUUGGUGCAAUGGGAGCAUAGGUUUGACUAUGUCUACUUUAGAGCAGUUAUACUGAGGCAUUCUUGACAAAGCAUCAGCUAGGAUUUUUUUUCCUCCUGCUAAGUAGUGCAAGGUAAAGUUGAAAUGAUGAAAGUAUUGGGUCCAACAUGCCUGUUUAGGAGAGAGUUUCUGAGGGGUUUUCAGGACUUCCAGGUUUUUGUGAUCGGUCCAAACCUAGAAAGGGAUUUUACUUCCCUCCAAGAAAUGCCUCCACAAAAGGAGUAGCAUAUGCUUCCUUUUCCCACACAGCCCAAUGCUAUUCAGUUUCAGUUAGUUUUUUAGACGUGUACUCACAAGGCUGUAACUGUCUGUGCUCAUUCUCUUGCAUUAGUAUGGCCCCCACUACUACAUCAUUGGCAUCUGCUUGGAUGACAAAUGGUUUGUCUGUGUCCGGGUGUUUUAGUGCUGGCUUGGCAGAAAAGAGCUGCUUGAGCUUUUUGAAUGCUGCCUGGCAUUCCAUAGUCCAUUUCAGUGAUUGGCUGGGUCCCCCCUGGGGUUUGUCCCCUUUUGUUUUCAAUAAGUUCAUGAUGGGGAGGGCAAUUUGUGCAAAAGAAGGAAUGAACUGUCUGUAAAAAUUAGCAAACCCUAGGAAGUUCCCAGUUGCUUACUGGUGCAGGGUGGUACCCAUUCCAACACUGCCCACACUUUCUCUGGGUCCAUUUCAAUCCCUUCAUGGGAAAUUUUAUAGCUUAAGUAGUCAAUUUUGCCCUGAUGAAACUCACAUUUAGAUAAUUUGGCAUACAAUUUAGCAGCAUGAAGCUUCUGUAGGACAGCUCUAACUAGUUUUAUAUGUUCAGCUUUUGUUUUUGAGUAAAUAAAAAUAUCAAGAUAAACCAGCACCACUUUGUACAGAUGUUCAUGGAGGACAUCAUUUAUCAACUGCAGGCGCUCCUUGCAGUCCGAAUAGGAACACUCUAAACUGGAAACAGUCAAGUGAGCAGGUCACUACUGACAAAUUGCAUGCCUCGCAGGAAAUAAGAAGCCUGGUCUUGUGAGAAGAUUUGUUAGCAACUGACUUUAAAACUUCAUGAUGGAGACAGAAAAGCUGCUGACCCCAGUGAAUAGUUAUGGAUCUCAUGAUAGGGAUUUGAGGCCAGUCUUAGGAUCUACUCCCUUUUACCCAGAAGAGGAAGAAUUCCGAAGGUGUCUCAAAUAUUACUUCAUGAGCCCCUGUGACAAGUUUCGUGCCAAAGGUCGGAAGCCAUUUAAAUUGGUGCUUCAAGUGAUCAAGAUCCUAAUAGUCACCAUUCAGCUCAUUCUCUUUGGGCUCAGCAAUCAGAUGGUGGUAACAUUCAAAGAGGAGAACACUAUUACAUUUAAGCAUCUCUUCCUGAAGAACUAUGCAGAUGGGUCAGAUGAUACCCAUGCAGUUUAUACCCAAGCAGAUGUCUAUGACCAUAUCUUCCAUGCAGUGGAAAAUUAUUUGGCCAUUCCGAGUGAGACAAUUGGACGCUAUGCCUAUGUUCACCCAGACAAUGCUAACCAAUCAGCUCUCAUGCUCUGCCAGCAAUAUUACCGCAAGGGAAGAAUUGACCCAGCCAAUGAUACUUUCAACAUUGAUCCCAAGGUCAUCACAGAAUGCCUUGGUGUGGAUCCCCCAGAGAAGAUUCCUCCUCCAUCUGAACUCAGAAGGAAACAUCCAGAUAUAGCAUUGGACCGCAGCUACAAAAACUUUACUCUUAAAUUUUACAAGCUCAUUAAUGUCACAAUUGACUUCAAGCUAAAAGCCAUCAACAUCCAAACAAUAAUCAAUAAUGAAAUUCCAGACUGCUACACUUUUUCUAUAACAAUUACAUUUGACAAUAAAGCACACAGCGGCAGAGUGAAGAUCCGUCUGGAUAACAAAGUUGACAUUCAAGAAUGCAAAAACCCAAGCAUUUCUGGCAAAGGAGACAACCGUUUCCGGAUGUUCUUCGAUGUGGUGGUGAUAGUUAUCUGUGUCUUAUCUUUCAUCUUGUGUUCCCGCUCAAUUAUCAGGGGGCUUCGACUGCAGCAUGAGUUCAGUGGGUUCUUUCAGCGACACUACAGCCAAAAUAUCUGUCUUUCUGAUCGCAUGGAAUUUCUUAAUGGCUGGUACAUUUUGCUAGUGGUGAGCGACCUCCUUACAGUGUCUGGCACAAUAAUGAAAAUUGGGAUAGAGUCCAAGAACUUUGCUGACUAUGAUGUCUGUGGCAUCCUUCUGGGUACCUCCACACUCUUGGUCUGGGUUGGGGUCAUGCGCUACCUGAGUUUCUUUCAAAAAUACAAUAUUCUCAUUGUUACCAUGAGGGUUGCUUUUCCCAAUGUCAUCCGCUUCUGUUGCUGUGUGGCAGUGAUCUACCUGGGCUACUGCUUCUGUGGAUGGAUAGUCCUGGGUCCCUAUCACGUCAAGUUCCGCUCUCUCUCAAUGGUGUCUGAAUGUCUGUUCUCUCUCAUCAAUGGGGAUGACAUGUUUGUGACAUUUGCCAGCAUGCAGCAGAGCAGCUACUUGGUGUGGCUUUUCAGUCAAUUGUACCUGUACACCUUCAUCAGCCUUUUCAUCUAUAUGGUGCUCAGCCUCUUCAUUGCUCUUAUCACUGGGUCCUAUGAGACCAUCAAGCAUCAGUGUGAGGGGGAAGCAUCUGUCACUCAGCUCCAUGCCUACAUAGCUGAAUGCAAAGACAGCCCCGAAUCUGGCAUGUUUCGCAAGGAAAACAGCUCUUCAUGUUCUAUUUUCUGCUGCUGUGAACGAAGCCCGAUGCAGGAGAAUGUGUUGGUGGUGAACUGAGAGCCUCAUGGGAACAAAGGGGACUGUUUUGCUGCUUCUUGAUGGACUGUCUGGGAGACAAAGUGCCUGGAAGUGGACUACAAAUAAGCGAACAGUGGUCUUUAAUGGCAGGGUUUGGGAUAUGAGAGGUAGCAGCUUGCAGUAUGAGACCUAGGUCUGUUCCCUGCAGAGCUGUUGCAAUAGUCCUCUGACUAACAAGAUUCCUGGGGAGAAGGAGGAAGAAUAGCUUUUUAAAUAACCUUAGUAGGACUGCAUUAGACUUUAUUGAAAUCACUACAGUAGAUCUCAUCUUUCUCAAGUUGGGUGAAACUAGAAGGUUUGCAAAGUAUUACCAUGAGAAACAAACAGCUUUUUAAAAAAUAACUUUGUUUUAGAAGAAUAAAAAGGAAUAGCAAAAAGGACAUGGCAGGAAUAAUCAAGGCAAAACCCUUGUGUUGCCUCUGAGAUCCUUAAAUUACCCAUGCUUCCUCUGGGUACUUCAAAGGAUCCAUUUGCCUCAGAAAAGACUGACCCAAUGGCAUUAGUCUUCAAGCAACACCCAAAGGAGUAAAUGUCUCUAACAUAAAACAUUCUCAUCUGAUUGGUACUUGGCAGGUUCAGAAUGCUAUAGAAUGAACUGAAAUUAAUGAGUGGGGCUGGGAGGGGCAAAUAACAGCUGUUUAAAAAUACGAGAGGAUGGUGGUAGCUUAAGAUUGGUAGCCUGGCAUGGAAAAAUUCUGUCAACCAUUUGGUCAUUUUUGUACAAAAUGCCAGAAUGCAGAUAUUUUGCAAUUUGGUAAUGAAGAGGCAAUAUCCAUGUCACCAUUUGAAUGAGAGACUGACCCUGCUUCUUAUGGGUAUCAGAAUUUGAACUGAAAACUCUCCUCACUGUAAUGCCAAAAUGCCCCAAUGCCCAUCAUCCCCUGGAAUUCUCUCUGGUCUAGUUCUGAUUAUUCCUCCGGUGACUCUCAAGGCUUCUCACCUGAUCUGCUUUGAGCAGAUAAUCUUACAUAUGUACCAUUUCAACUUCAACUUUAUAAAGCUCAUGAUCCAAAAGAUGAAAAGCACCAUGGAAUUUUUUACUUCAGAAGCAGAAAUUUAGAAAUUGCCCUGUUGGACUUCUAUUACAGGGAGGGAUUAAUUACAUCCUCCCACCAUUGUAUGUUCUUGUCUGUUAAACAACAAGUUGGUUUUAAAAAAUCAAGUGACCCAAAUAAUGUUAAAUAAGGGGCAGUUGUUUUAAAGCAGUAAUUUAAUACAACUGUAACAAAGAAUACAAUAUCAAUUUGAUUUUUUCCUGUUAGUAUAAUUUAUGAAGUACAGUUCUGGACUAUAAAAAUCAAUUAUUUAUAGCUAACAGUAUUAUUCUAAUAAAUAAUUAUGAGAAAAACAUGAAGAAGGAAAGCAAUUUAUUUUGGUUUUUCAUCCUGAAUACUAUGGGUAUUGUUAAUACUGCAGCACUGUAAUCUGUAUAUUUAAUAUCAAAAACCUAGCAACGUCAGAAAACCAGUUGGUUUUAUAAUGUCUAUCCUGAAGUCUAUUCUUUAUCCUAUCCUGAGUCUAUCUUGAAAAUGGUAAAUUUAUGUAUUUAUGCAGGGCUUCUGUAGAAAAGAGUCCUUACUCUCGCCUUUUUUUAAUCUGGUAACUCCAUUCUUUUUGGUUGAAAGUAUAAACAAUUAAAGAUGCCUACAGCUUCCGUUGUUUGAUUCUCAACAAGAAGUAUGUGCUACACACUUGCACAAUGUAUUGUAUGUGGGAAAUAGCUUGUUUUUACCUGGAAUUUUGCAUAGGUUUUGUUUGUAUGUACAACAUACUUCCCCCAGGAUGCACUGGGGGAGGUUUAUGGUAUAUAUAUUUGUAUAUCUAUAUAUAUAAAAGCAAAAACCACUCACACAUUAAUCACAAAAUCUCCAGAACUGUAAAGCCUACAAACUUGAAAUUUGGCACGUAUGUUCCUCUUGGCUUCUAGGUGCUAAGAAAGGAUUUUUCGAAAUGACCAUCAGAGCAUUAGUAUUUCCUAUAUUAUUAUAACACACUCUGAUACUAAUUAGUUAGAUGUUCUACCCCUCUCAACUUGAAAAUAACUGGAGAGAAUGGGAUAACAUAGGACAGGCUUCUGUGGGGGAAGCCUCAUGAAGAGAAGGGGCUAGAAAGCCUGAGGAGCUGUGAGGCCAGCCUGAGGGAGAGAAAGGGAGAUGCUUCUAUGGGGCAAGCCUGAGGGAGAGAAGGGAGAUAGGAGAGGAUCUGUGGGGCCAGCCUGAGGGAGAGAAGGGGAUAGGAAAGGAUCUAUGGGGCCAGCCUGAGGGAGAGAAGGGGUGAGGCUUCUAUGGGGCAAGCCUGAGGGAGAGAAGGGAGAUAGGAGAGGAUCUGUGCGGCCAGCCUGAGGGAGAGAAGGGGGUAGAAUAAGAGAGGCUUCUGUGGAACCAGCCUGAGGGAUGGGCCAGCCUGAGAGAGAGAAGGGGAGAGGAGGGGAUCUAUGGGGCCAGCCUGAGAGAGAGAAGGGGGAUCGGAGAGGAUCUAUAGGGCCAGCCUGAGGGAGAGAAGGGGGUAGGAUAAGAGAGGCUUCUGUGGAACCAGCCUGAGGGAGAGGAGAAGAUUUGUGGGGCCAGCCUGAGGGAGAGAAGGGGAUAGGAUAGUGCUGUCCCACUUGAAAACCAUCACGGAUCCGCUGUUAGACCCCUUGCAAUUUGCAUACCGAGCAAAUAGAUCAACAGAUGAUGCUAUUCAUAUGGCUCUGCACUACAUCCUACAACAUCUUGAAUCUCCAAAGACCUAUGCAAGGGUCCUCUUUGUAGACUUUAGUUCAGCAUUCAAUACCAUCAUUCCAGACACUCUUCUAACUAAGCUAAACCAGCUACAGGUACCUGAACAGACUUGUAAGUGGAUCACAAGCUUCCUAACAAACAGGAAGCAGCAGGUGAAGCUAAGCAGAAUCACAUCAGAUACCUGUACAAUUAGCACAGGGUCCCCACAAGGCUGUGUGCUGUCCUCACUUCUCUCUGUAUACCUAUGACUGCAUCUCUAACGAUCCACCUGUUAAACUACUGAAGUUUGCAGAUGACACAACAGUGAUAGGUCUCAUUCGAGACCGAUGAAUCAGCAUACAGAUGGGAGGUUGAAGAUCUAGUCUUGUGGUGUGACCGAAACAAUCUGGAACUGAACACACUCAAAACCGUAGAAAUGGUGGUGGACUUUAGGAGAAACCCUUCCAUACUUCCACCUCUCACAAUACUAGACACAGUAUCAACAAUAGGGACCUUCAAAUUUCUAGGUUCUACCAUAUCACAAGAUCUAAAAUGAACAGCUAACAUAAGAAACAUCAUCAAAAAAGCAGAACAAAGAAUGUUCUUUCUGCGCCAACUCAGAAAGCUCAAACUGCCCAAGGAGCUGCUGAUACAGUUCUACAGAGGAAUUAUUGAGUCUGUUAUCUGCACCUCUAUAACUGUCUGGUUUGGUUCUGCAACCCAACAAGAUAGACACAAACUUUAGAGGAUAAUUAGAACUGCAGAAAAAACAAUUGCUACCAACCUGCCUUCCAUUGAGGACCUGCAUACUGCACGAGUCAAAAAGAGGGCUGUGACAUCCUGGACAUAAACUGUUUUAGCUCCUACCCUCAAAACGACGCUAUAGAGCACUGCACACCAGAACAACUAGAAACAAAAACAGUUUUUUCCUGAAUGCCAUCACUCUGCUAAACAAAUAAUUCUCUCAACACUGUCAAACUAUUUACUAAGUCUGCACUACUAUUAAUCUCAUUGUUCCCAUCACCGAUCUCCUUCCACUUAUGACUGUAUGACUGUAACUUUGUUGCUUGUAUCCUUACGAUUUAUAUUGAUAUUGUUUCCUGAUUGCUUAUUUGUCCCCUAUAACUAUCAUUAAGUGUUGUACCUUAUGAUCCUCGAUGAAUAUAUCUUUUCUUUUAUGUACACUGAGAGCAUAUGCACCAAGACAAAUUCCUUGUGUGUCCAAUCAUACUUGACCAAUAAAAAUUCUAUUCUAUUCUA
Messenger RNA from Ahaetulla prasina, 8689 nucleotides. RefSeq names its product mucolipin TRP cation channel 1 (gene MCOLN1). The coding region runs from base 2988 to 4706 and encodes 572 amino acids. The transcript has 15 exons. Gene Ontology annotation, cellular component: plasma membrane; lysosomal membrane. NCBI's taxonomy places the organism in Eukaryota, Metazoa, Chordata, Lepidosauria, Squamata, Colubridae. The record is from RefSeq and is a predicted model, not a curated record. Gene Ontology annotation, molecular function: NAADP-sensitive calcium-release channel activity.